This is a messenger RNA of Gekko japonicus, 1401 nucleotides long. Its product is annotated as cis-aconitate decarboxylase-like. Bases 1 to 1401 code for a protein of 466 amino acids. NCBI's taxonomy places the organism in Eukaryota, Metazoa, Chordata, Lepidosauria, Squamata, Gekkonidae. The transcript has 5 exons. The record is from RefSeq and is a predicted model, not a curated record. Gene Ontology annotation, molecular function: lyase activity.
AUGAUGCUAGAAACCGUCACCGGCAGCUUUGCAUCCUUCAUCUGUAAUGUCUGCCCUGAUCACCUCUCGGAUGUGGUUCGUCAUCGAAGCAAACGGAUGAUCCUUGACAGCAUUGGCGUGGGGCUGGUGGGCAGCACGACCCAUGUAUUUGAUAUUGCCCUGCAGUAUUGUCAGGAAAUGUAUUCCUCCUCCUCCUCCAGCCUUGUUAGUUCUGUCUAUGGAAGGCAGGAACUGAAGCUGUCUCCUCCUCUGGCAGCAUUUGUUAAUGGUGUGGCGGUUCACUCGAUGGACUUUGAUGACACCUGGCAUCCAGCCACUCAUCCUUCGGGAGCCAUCCUGCCUGCUCUCCUGGCAGCCUCCCAGACAGUACCUGCUGCUUCUAGACCUAAUGGCCUAGACUUCCUGUUGGCAUUUAAUGUGGGCCUUGAGGUGCAGGGGAGGCUGAUGCGCUUCUCCAGUGAAGCUCACAACAUUCCCAAGAGGUUCCACCCUCCUUCUGUGGUCGGCACCUUGGGCAGCGCUGCUGCUACAGCCAAGCUCCUCUCUCUGAACACAACCCAAUGUGGCCAUGCCUUAGCAAUCGCAGCCUCGCUGGCAGGGGCACCCAUGGCAAAUGCUGCAACCUUGGCCAAACCACUGCACAUUGGCAAUGCCACCCGCCUUGGGCUAGAGGCGACACUCUUAGCUGCUCACGGGAUGGAAGCCAACCUUUUAAUUCUGGAUGACGUCCCCGGCUGUGCUGGCUUCAGUGCUUUCUAUGGUGACUACCAGCCCAGACCGCUCACACUACCAGCAAACAGCCAUGCGUUUCUCCUGGAGAAGCAGGAUGUUGCAUUCAAGAGCUUCCCAGCCCAUCUGGGAAUGCACUGGGUGGUGGAGGCUGCCCUCUCAGCCAGGAACCUUCUAGUCAACCAUUCUGGCUCUCACUCCCCUUCUGCCAUCCACACCAUUGUUCUGAGGGUGCCGGAAUCCAAGUACAUCAACAGGCCCUUCCCUGAAUCUGAACAUGAGGCCAGGCACUCUUUCCAGUUCAAUGCCUGCCCAGCCCUCCUGGAUGGCAAACUGAGCAUUUGCUCCUUCAGCGAUGACAAUCUCCACCGGCACGAGCUCAUGCAGUUGCUCUCCAAGGUGAUGGUGGAACAUCCCAAGGACAACGUGGCCAACUUUGACAAGAUGUAUGCAGAGGUGGCACUGGUCCUGCAGAAUGGAGACAUCCUGACAGGCCGGUGUGACACUUUCUAUGGGCACUGGAGGAGACCCCUGAGCAGAGAAUCUCUCCUCAGGAAAUUUCAAACCAACGCUUCUCGAGUCCUUCCAAAAGACAACAUAGAUAACCUUGUGAAAACAGUAGACAACCUGGAGACUCUCCCAGACUGUUCUUUGUUGGUUUCCUGUCUCUGA